Molecule: messenger RNA, 964 nt
Organism: Eutrema salsugineum
Lineage: Eukaryota; Viridiplantae; Streptophyta; Magnoliopsida; Brassicales; Brassicaceae
Exons: 3
Coding region: 210-893 (227 amino acids)
Molecular function (GO): chromatin binding
Source: RefSeq, a predicted model, not a curated record
AGGAAAUAGCAGUUUUCCCGAUGAAAACUGGGACAAAAACGUAAUUCGAAACUCUUUUUCAACUGAAGACGAACGGACAUUAGAAAAUGACAUUGAUACAGAGCUUACUUUUUGGGUCUUUAAAGUAACGUGCAUGGGGCAAUGGCAUCGACUCAUCUCUCCACCUCCAUAGUCAUCACUUUUGACAAAAAAAUCUCCCAUUUUUUACAAUGACUGAUGAGAGUGGUAGUAGCUCAACGAUAUUCGUGGGCGAUUUCUCCGACGACCAUCUGACAAACAAGAACUGGCCGGAAAUUGAGUUCCGAUCACCGGAGGACGAAGCUUGGUAUGGAGUGAGUGUGUGGGAGAUGUGCGACUCUUUGGUGGUUAGCUUCAAUGGCUUCCCCGGCGAGUACGACGAGGUUUAUCCGCCGGACGAUUUCAAGAACUCCGACGAGAUCAAAGAGUUCGAGGAGAGGUUCCGUGCUACUUCCGUCCAGAUGCAAGACCACGAGUGCUCUACGGUCUCUGAAGGCACCAAAGUCUGCGCCACGUGUCCUUCCGUCACCGGAGAAGUCAAAUUCUACGACGCCAUCGUUGUUAAGGUGGAGAGGGAGAAGCAUGGUCGAGACGAGGAAGGGAACGAAUUGUGUGGAUGCAAUUUCAGACUUUACUGGAACCAAGGUCCUUUCGUUAACCAGGUUACAUCUGCAAAAGUUGGAGACAUUUGUCUUAAACAGGAGGAUAACCGAAUGAAUCCUAAAGUUGUCUCUUUCUUGAAAGAAGCUAGAAGGAAGCUUCAUGGAGGAGCUCACCAAGGGGAUGAAACAGAGUGGCAAAAGAUACUUAAGAAGGUCACUUCAGCUAUGCGAAACCACAACUUAAUCUCCUCUGAUACAGAGAAUCACGGUUAAAAAAAAAUAAAGUUAUGUUUUGUUGCUUCACAGUGUCUUCUGUGCAAAAUAGCUGAAAACUCUGGUUUCUU